AUGAUGGAUUGGACCGAGUUCAUCAUCUGUAAUUUGUACGGGAUCCCCUUGUUUAUUCUGUAUAUAAGGAUUAUUCAUGUUUUGCGGACCAAUCGACAGAUCUACACGUCCGCUUUCUACAACUUUGUGGUGGUCAGCGGGAUUGUGGUAAGCCUGUUUUCCAGAUAACUUCAAUUUUGUAUAUUUUACUUGAUCGUGAGCAAUGGUGAGAUAUACGCGUUGUACUCUCUGCUAUUUUAAAAAAUCUGCUGUUAGAAAAAAAAUCAGGUCGUUGAAGAUUUUCGACCUACAGAAUUUUUCGAAUACGUGGUCGGAAUAUGUACGGGUUUUGUAUUUUUGCUCGUAUCAGUCGCUUAGUGAAAAUAUUUCAAAAAUUGUAAUGGGUGUGGUGACAGAGGCCAGCUGACAAUUAUAAAUCUACUUUUCUUUUCACUGAUUGCGGUAUUUUUUAGCCUGUCUUACAUUAUGCAUACUUUGGAGUCUAUUGUAGUUGUAAUUAUUCUUUUGAAACGACUCUUACGAGUUUCGCCAAAAUUUUUUAAUACAAAUCCCUGCUUCAAAUGCAUGGAAUCUUUUUUUUGCAAAAGCUGCCAAGACAUGGUCGAACCAUAUACUAUAUAUUUUUUAAAUCGGCAAUGCCCCUUGGCCGUAACUUCAACCCGAUUACAUAACUAUCCAUCAUAUGUUUUCCGAAUUGUCCGUUCAUUUAAUUAUGACAUAAUCCCCAAAAAUGCGCGGUGUUUUCGGCGGUCUGGCACUUCCCGUUUUGAAUCUGAUUAGAGUAACCUACUUCUGUGUUUUCGUUAUACUGUGUAACACCUGCUAAUUGUAUACUGUUACAACUACUUUAUACAAGAUUGCAUGGAAACUUUUGUUACACUUGAAGAUGAAUCUAGAGUGCCAUUGAAUAGUGCCAAAGUUAACAAUUGAAAUUAUUGAUAAUUUUAUUACGGCCUCGGAGAGGUCAAGGAAGUCACAAACCCCAAAUAUUUUGUAUACUAAUAAUUAUAAAUGUUUGCAAAAUGGACAUUUGUUCCAAUUUUUGACAGCUUGAAAUAAUUUUCAGGAUUGCUGCGGUUACUGGCUAAAUCAAAUCUUCAAUCGCUGGCCGGCAGCUCCCUUGCUUGGUGAUGCUCUUUUAUUCCUUUUUCAAACGCCAACUUACUAUCUCACCCUGCCAUAUAUGUGCACCUUCUACUCGAUGUAUCUGGUCCAUAUGAGUGCAUUCCUCUUGGCGUUGAACAGAGUCAGCUCAUUGUUGAUUCCGCUCUCUUAUGAGAAGGUAAUCUUUACCUAAUUUUAUUCAAGUAUAUUUUUUAAACGAUGAUAUUUUAGGUGUGGAGAGGUCAUUUCCAUUGGCUUUUGUUGUUUUAUUUUGCAGUGCCUUUUAUAAUUUGCUUCCAUUUACUGGCAUCUCCCACCUACGUGUCUACAGAAACUCCCAACCAUUACUUCAAAUACGUCCAAAUCUUUCAAGGUGCUUUCUUUGGGGUAGGUUUGCAUGCUUACUUCUCAAAGAUUACAAUCCCUAAUAUGCAAAACCAAGGUUAA
Bursaphelenchus xylophilus (pine wood nematode) is the source of this 1551-nucleotide messenger RNA. NCBI's taxonomy places the organism in Eukaryota, Metazoa, Nematoda, Chromadorea, Rhabditida, Aphelenchoididae. The record is from the annotation of a GenBank genome assembly.